UUUACAAGGGGAUAGGAGCUGGUAGGAGUCAGCAUCUGGUAACAAAUAUUAAAUACACAGAAAGGGGAGAAAGUGCUUAGUAGCAGGAAAGUUUAUUAGCCCUAUUUUUAGAAUGAAAUUUUAUAAGGGAAUUGAUCUGUUAGGAAAGAUGUUGGGGGGAACCGGCAGGCAGUUUUUGGAUGUAGGGGCAGGUUUAGGGAUCUGGAUAAGAUGUUUUCACCGCCUCCCUGAACUGCAGGCUGCGGGCCAAGUGCUGGGGGACAGGAGGAGUCUUAUCCGGGGGAGUUCUGGAGAGGGGUUGAGGAGGGGACGGGGGAACGUGAAAAGAGCGGCCCUGGGAAAGAGCCUGAAGGAAAUGCCGGGCCCGGGUACCGUGACAAACCUGGUUGAGUUUUUCUGGAGGGACGGAUUCAGCCGCAUCCACGAGAUCCAGCAAAAACAUACACGUGAAUAUGGACGAAUAUUCAAAUCUCAUUUCGGGCCUCAGUUUGUGGUGUCCAUUGCUGACCGAGACAUGAUUGCACAGGUUCUUCGGAUGGAAAGAGAAGCUCCACAAAGAGCCAACAUGGAGUCUUGGCAGGAGUAUAGAGAUUUGAGAGGCAGAUCCACAGGACUAAUUUCUGCUGAAGGGGCAAAGUGGCUUACAAUGCGGAGUGCUCUUCGACAGAAGAUUCUAAAACCUAAAGAUGUGGCAGUAUACUCUGGAGGGGUAAAUGAAGUUAUUAGAGACUUGAUCAAAAGGAUCUGCACCCUCCGAUGCAGAGAAAAUGAUGCUGAAACAGUGACAGAUGUGAAUGACCUUUUCUUUAAAUAUUCUAUGGAAGCCAUUUCCACAAUACUGUUUGAGUGCCGCUUGGGAUGUCUGGAUGAUGAAGUUCCAAAGCAGACUAUGGAAUACAUUGAAGCGCUGGAGUUGAUGUUCAGCAUGUUUAAAACUACAAUGUAUGCUGGAGCCAUUCCCAAAUGGCUACGAACAGUUAUUCCAAAACCUUGGAAAGAGUUCUGCAGAUCUUGGGAUGGACUGUUCAAAUUCAGUCAAAUACAUGUGGAUAAUAGAUUAAGGGAUAUUGAAUCCAAACUAAAUAACGGAGAAGAGGUAGAAGGAGGUGUUCUUACAUGUCUUCUGCGCAGUAAAGAGCUAUCACUAGAAGAGAUUUAUGCCAACUCUACAGAACUUCUUCUUGCUGGAGUUGAUACGACUUCAUUUACUUUAACAUGGGCAACAUAUCUGUUGGCUAAGUAUCCUAAGGUUCAGCAGUCUGUGUACACUGAGAUCCUCCGAAACUUAGGAAAAGACACCAUUCCUACUGCUGAGGAUGUCCCCAAAACACCACUAAUCAGAGCAGUUCUGAAAGAAACAUUGCGGUUAUUUCCAGUUUUGCCAGGAAAUGGAAGAGUGAUCCAGGAUGACAUCAUUUUGGGAGGAUAUUUAAUUCCUAAAGGGACCCAGUUAGCUCUGUGCCAUUAUUCUACAUCAUAUGAUGAGCAGUACUUCUCUUCUGCUGAAGAUUUUAGACCAGAACGUUGGCUGAGGAAGGGAAAUAUGGAUAGGGUGGAUAACUUUGGUUCUAUACCAUUUGGAUAUGGAGUUCGCAGUUGCAUUGGCCGGAGGAUUGCAGAGCUGGAGAUACAUCUUGCACUGAUACAGUUGCUGCAAAAAUUUGAAAUUAGGCCAUGUCCUAAAACAAAAUCUGUUUAUCCAAAGACUCACGGGCUUCUUUGUCCAGGUGGGACCAUCAAUGUGUCAUUUGCAGAUCGUAAUUAAGAGCUGUUAAAUACUAAGAAGAGCUCCUCAAAAACAGGUGCUCACCUGUUAUCGAAAGACAAAGGAGAGACUUUUUGUCUGAAGAGCAAAAUUUAGUAUAACCUUUAUGAAGUUUUUAUGGAACUUCUAUUCUUUGUAGUUUAUGUUCAUAUGUAUAAAUAGUUUAGAAAUAGAAUUAUUAAAUGCAACAGCCUACCUUGCACCUUUACUGUACUGUAUAGAAAAUAGUUUUCAAUGUUGGUAUUUGUACAGAUGGAAUAUUUAAAGGAAUUCAGUGGAAAUUUUAAUCUGAUUUUGUUUUUGCUAUCCUUUUACUAUGUUAUGUCUAAAAUAGUUAUUCUACUGAACAACACACUGAUCAAUUUCUUUUUGCUAUUCUGCCUUAUGUUUUCAAAUGAAAAGCUCUUAAUUUUGCAGUGGACACAUAGGUGCUUUGAUAUUGGCUCAUGAAAUUCAAGUAUGUUCCAGGAUUCAUCACUGGACACACUAAUGAGAACACUGUAGUUUAAAGAAUUGUCCAUGCUGCUAAUAAAUCCGUUAAGACAUGCCUAUUCUGCACAUGACAAGUAUUUAGUUUUAAUAACACACUUAUUUUGUAUGUAAACAUGUUUUAGAUCUAAUUGCCUUUAUUAUGGCCCAGAAAUGGUGCAAAGUGUACAAUUGUCAUAUACAAACUUUUGCAUACAUAAAUAUUUUUUAUAUGAAGGUUACACAAAAUGGCACUAUAAUACUUUAAACUUUGAGUCACUAGUACAGUUUGAUAAAAGCCAGGAGUCCACACUGUAUCACAGCUGUCUUACAUUCUAGCAUUGGAAUAUGAACCUAUAUGGUAAUUCCACCAGCUCAUGCUGGGAGUCUGUAGUAGCACUGUCAGGGCUAGGGAUUAUAUAUUAACAAAUACCUUACAUGCCAUUAUAUUUCCAUGAGUUUUUCUCAUUAAAUCUACUUAAACCAGAAAGGUUAUAAGGAUGUUUUAAAUACAUUUGUAUUUUGCACCAUUAGGGAAUUUGGAGUAAUAGUUCCUGUUGUGUUCCUCCCUAUUUUUAAAAGAAGUCUUUAUUGUACAUUUAUUCUUCAUUAUGAAUUGUAAAAUAUUUUUCUGAACAAGAUGCAGUAGUUUUUCUGUUAAUAUUGUCUAAUAUUUCCUACACAUUUUAAAGUUUGCAAUUUAGCCACAUGGGCCAUUAAUUGUAUUUACUUAAAAUGACCAAUAUUGGCAGUGUGUAAAUUAAAAGUUAUUGUUCCUCUGAAAAUCCAUAAGUUUUAAAACUAUUGACAGAUUUAGGAAUAUUAUAUGGAAAAUGAAUUCAUGCCAGUGUGUCUAUUUUUCUGCAAUUACCUACAGAUCCUGCAAAACUAGGCAAAGGCUUCCAUAGGUUAUUUUAUGUUUUAGUAGAUUCAUCACCUAAACACUGUAGCAAAGCUUUUAUUUAAAGAAUUCAACGUCAUAUAGAUCUAUCUUUAUACAUCAGGAAUCAUUAAAAAAAAUUGACUAAAUAAACUUAUCUGCAAAUAAGAGGAAUAUCAAGAUGCAAAAAUAGGUUUCUGAUUUAUUCUAGUAUGUAAUUUAGGAAGGAAAAAAAAACUUUCCAAUUUACUAUUAUCAAAUUUGCUCUCUUCCUUGUUUGAAGAAUAAAUCUAGGUAGGCACAUAGGAGCUCAGGAGGGUUUAUUUGUCUUUAGCAUUCUGUGACAGUAGUGUUUGCAAUAAUGUUGCAAAAGACUUCUGCAUGUUCUUGAGAUCCUAUUAGUCUGAGUUUACUCUUAAAGGGAUACUGAACCCAAUUUUUUUAUUUCAUGAUUCGAAUAGAACAUGCAAUUUUAAGCAACUUUCUCAUUUACUCCAAUUAUCAAUUUUUCU
This is a messenger RNA of Bombina bombina (fire-bellied toad), 3625 nucleotides long. RefSeq names its product cytochrome P450 27C1. Gene Ontology annotation, cellular component: mitochondrial inner membrane. The record is from RefSeq and is a predicted model, not a curated record. Gene Ontology annotation, biological process: cortisol metabolic process; cellular response to peptide hormone stimulus; glucocorticoid biosynthetic process. Bases 113 to 1765 code for a protein of 550 amino acids. The transcript has 9 exons. Lineage: Eukaryota; Metazoa; Chordata; Amphibia; Anura; Bombinatoridae. Gene Ontology annotation, molecular function: heme binding; monooxygenase activity; oxidoreductase activity, acting on paired donors, with incorporation or reduction of molecular oxygen.